AUGUUAAAAGAGAAACUGCAAGAAAUAAAGGAUUCAAAUACAAAUUUAUAUUAACAUUUGAAUAAUGUAUUAACAAAGAUCUUGCUGGAUAAUCCAAAAGUAUAAAUUAUUGAUGACUUAUUAAGAAUGCUUUUGAAUUAUUUGAAGAUUAUUCAUUUUAAGUAAAAUCAAAUGGAUUUACAUUUGAAAAAUAUAAUGAAUUUGAUAAUGCAAUAAGGACAAAGNUUAUAUUUUUAAGUGAUGAAAUUAUUUUUCCUAAAUGAAACCACAAUCGUUGUAUUUUAUUUAGAGUAUAUCUACUAAUUUACACUUAGAAUUACUAAUGAUAAAUACAGAAUAAUUGGCAUGGCUUUAAAUGAAUUUAAGAAUGUAUUUUUAAACAUAGAUAUUACAGAAGAAAUGAUAAGCAUUGAGUAAAUCUAAUAAAUUGAAUUACUUUAUGAUUAUCAUGUAGAACAAAAUAUAUUAGUGAUAUCUUUUGGUAAAAAAUAUUUGUACUAUUUAAAAAUAAAGCCAUUUAUGUUUUCCAAAUAAUUUGAUUAAUGGAAUACUAAAAAAAUUAAAUUAAAUAUUUUUGAAUAAGAAAAGGAAAUAUUUAAGAAAAUUAUUUAUGAUCAUUAGGAUCAAAUUAUUUACAUAGUAUCAUUCAUUUCAAUUACAUUUAGUUAUCUGAAAGUGUUUAGUCAAAGUUCAAAAUGCAUUUAAUAGAUUUGAAAAACUUAGAGGAUAACUUCAACAAAAUUGAUAUGAUGAAAUUAAGAAUGCCGUAUUUCAAAUAUGGAAUCUAAGCUAUUGAUUUUCUCAUCCAAAAAAAUCAAAUAAAUAACAAUGUGAUUCUUUUUUUGCUGAGAAAUGGAGAUGUAGCAUGUAUUUAGCCAUUGUAGUAUGGAGAAGGAGUUCUAAAGAAGACAUUUAUAAUAGAAUUGUUAGAUAUCAUUUUAACACUAUCAUUUAUUGGAUUCUUUAGAUAUCUAAAACGAUUAUUACAAAAAAUAUAUUCAAAAAUUAUAUCUUGUUGUAGAAGAAUUUGA
This is a messenger RNA of Paramecium sonneborni, 1031 nucleotides long. The record is from the annotation of a GenBank genome assembly. NCBI's taxonomy places the organism in Eukaryota, Ciliophora, Oligohymenophorea, Peniculida, Parameciidae.